AGUAUUUACUUGUCUUAUUUUCUCUAGCAGUGGCAACUGUUCACAAUGAGACUCAUCGAAAUGUUUGUAAGCAAAUGAAUAGCUACAAUACGAUUAAUAAAAAGCAACCGCGUGAGGAUUGUUAUUUCAAUCCCAACGUUGGAUCAAAUACGAUGUUUGUUAUUCAAAGAGAAAAAUUCCAAGUAGAAUCGUACACUGUUACAAGUGAAGAUGGUUACAUCACUACUUUAUACAGAAUACCGAAUAAUACCGGUAAACCGGUGUUCAUCCAGCACGGAGCCGUGUCCAGCUCGGAAUUUUUCGUCACGCAAGGAAAUAAUUCCUUAGCAUUCCAGUUGCAUAAUCGAGGUUACGACGUAUGGCUGGGAAACAAUCGCGGAAGUUUCAACUCUCCGGAACAUCAGUAUUUGCCUAGAAAUUCGGAAGAAUAUUGGAAUUACACAUUGGAUGAUUUGGGUAAUUAUGAGUUACCCGCGGUGAUCGAUUUCAUUGUAAAAAAAACUGGAAAGAAAGAGAAGAUUAUAUACGUGGGACAUUCCCAAGGAACAACUAUAGGCAUGAUCUACGACUUGCUCCAUCCGAAGCAUGCUAAAAACAACCUUGAGGGAUUUAUCUUUUUAGGUCCUGUAGCGUUCACCUCUAAUCUUGGUAUACCAUUUAUAAAAGCAUUUUUUGCUCUAGCGAAACUAGUAGCUGCUGUUGGUGUUAAACAUUUAGGAAGUAGAAAUGAAUUUCUCACCAAAUUCUGUACGACGAAUGAGUUUAAAUUGAAGGCAUGUAAAGAAUUGAUUGAUGUGGGUUUCGGAAAAAGUAACCAAUAUCCGCCGGACCAAUUACCUACAUUAAUUAGCUAUUCCCUAAUGGGGGAAUCAAUAAAACCGAUUCUUCAGUACGUUCAGAUGGGAAAUUCCAAUAAUUUCGAAGCAUUCGAUUACGAAACACGUGGAAAUUUGAUUAUGUAUAAUAGCACCAAACCAAGACAAUACCACCUAAACAAUAUUAAUUUACCAGUUCACUUAUUUGGUGGGUUAAACGACAACUUGGCGCCUGUACAAAAUGUUAUAAAAUUAUCUAAGCAUCUUGGACUGUGUUGCAAGCAGCUGCAUUUCUCAGGUAACAUAGAGGACAAGAUUUGGUUCAACCACGUGAAUUUCCUAUACGGAAAGGAUAAUACCAAAUUAUAUAACGAUAUAUUUAAAGCAAUGGAGUCUCUGAAAAAUGAGAAUUGCUAGAAAUUAUAAUAUUGUAAAAACAGGUAUAUAUAAAUCAACGGUUUGCUGUAAUUAAAUAUUAAUUAACUA
This is a messenger RNA of Nicrophorus vespilloides, 1301 nucleotides long. Its product is annotated as lipase member J-like. The transcript has 7 exons. NCBI's taxonomy places the organism in Eukaryota, Metazoa, Arthropoda, Insecta, Coleoptera, Silphidae. The record is from RefSeq and is a predicted model, not a curated record. Gene Ontology annotation, molecular function: hydrolase activity, acting on ester bonds. Bases 75 to 1232 code for a protein of 385 amino acids.